AGAGAGUAGGCAAAAAAGCUCAGAAAAGGACUGAACCAAAAGAGGAAAAGAAAGAAAGAAAGGAAUAGUGGAAACAAAUUCUAGUCUACAAGUAGAAUCGACGUACAUAUAGAAAGAAAGAUUUAUGUGGGUUGAGAGUUGGAUUUGUAGAUGUGGGUGAGAGUUGGAUUUGAAUUUGAAUUUGGAUUUGAUCUACAAAUGAUCCGUUGUUGUUGUCGAAGAUCCAAAGAUUGGUGCAUUCUAGUGUAGUGUAGUGUAAGUGAACAUUGAGUUUUGAAUCAUGUGAGAGUUUUACAGAGCAAAUUGAUUGUUGAUUUGAGGGAAUUUUGCACCAAGAAGAGCCAAAUUGGUUCUGCAUUUUUCUUCAUAGAAACAUGAUAUAGGCAGUGGAUCGAAGGAGAGAGAUUGAGAAAGAUGGAGUCAAGAAUGGAUCAGUACGAGAUCAUGGAGCAGAUUGGUAGGGGAGCUUUCGGAGCUGCCAUUCUCGUCAAUCACAAGUCGGAGAAGAAGAAGUAUGUUUUAAAGAAAAUUCGGCUUGCUCGACAAACCGAACGGUGCCGGAGAUCUGCUCAUCAAGAGAUGGCUUUAAUAUCGCGGAUUAAACAUCCAUACAUUGUUGAAUAUAAGGAGGCGUGGGUAGAGAAGGGUUGCUAUGUUUGCAUUGUUACUGGAUACUGUGAAGGUGGAGACAUGGCGGAAUUGAUGAAAAAAUCAAAUGGGCAAUACUUUCCAGAAGAGAAACUUUGCAGAUGGUUCACUCAAUUACUAUUGGCAGUCGAAUAUCUACAUUCCAAUUUUGUUCUACACCGGGACCUAAAAUGUUCCAACAUCUUUCUUACCAAAGAACAGGAUGUUCGCCUUGGUGAUUUCGGCCUUGCUAAAACUUUGAAGGCAGAUGACUUGGCUUCUUCGGUAGUUGGAACUCCAAAUUACAUGUGUCCUGAACUUCUUGCCGAUAUCCCUUAUGGUUUUAAAUCAGAUAUUUGGUCCUUGGGUUGCUGUAUGUAUGAGAUGGCUGCUCAUCGCCCUGCAUUUAAAGCUUUCGACAUGGCAGGAUUGAUAAGCAAAAUAAACCGAUCUUCCAUUGGUCCUUUGCCGCCCUGUUACUCCCCGGCAUUGAAAACACUUAUCAAGAGCAUGCUAAGAAAGAACCCUGAGCAUCGGUCCAGUGCAUCCGAAAUCUUGAAGCACCCAUAUUUGCUGCCUUAUGUGGACCAAUACCGGCCAACUCUUAAUCCUCCCGCUGGCUGUUUCCCUGAAAAGCCACUUUCUACUGCCCAUGAUCGCCGGAAGAAUAUGGCUGAGAGCCAAAGUAGUAACAGUUCUUGUAGCGACAGAGAUAGUUUGGUCUCAAGUGAGAAAAACAUUCAGGUCAUGGUGUUCAAUUCUGAACAAAAAGCCACUGAUACAGAUUUGGCUUCUGUUGAGGAUGACGUUGGCUGUCAGCAGCUUCUGCUAAGUGAAGAACAUGGCGUUCGCAUGUGCACUUUCCAUAUGGAGGAACAAGAGGUGGUGAAACCUUUCCAAGAUGAGCAGAGAUCCAAUAGUGAAAAUAAGCAACCAAAAACCAUAAAAGGUAUUAUNAUUCGCAUGUGCACUUUCCAUAUGGAGGAACAAGAGGUGGUGAAACCUUUCCGAGAUGAGCAGAGAUCCAAUAGUGAAAAUAAGCAACCAAAAACCAUAAAAGGUAUUAUGAUGGCUCUUAAAGAAGGAAAAGCUAGAGAAAAUAGUUCCCCAAUGAGGGGCAACCACACAAAGGCUGGAACUGCAUGUACUGUCCAGAGAGCAAACACAGAAGCUUUGCCUAAAGUCUCAAAACCAACUGCUGUUACUCCUGGUUUGAAGGCUAAUGCUGAUAUACCAUCCCCUGCACCAAUCAGGGCUGGCUUUGAUUCCGCAAAAAGGACUCAGGGACUACAUACUCUAAAGCAUCAGUUACCCAUCAUUGACUCUUCUCCAAAGAGUAAACCUAGACUGGAUGGACUCCCUCCAUCUGGUCCCUUAAGACUGCUAAGACAAAAAACCCCUCCUAAUCCUGUCAGACGGUCAUCAUUUCCAGGACGGAUGAGGCAGGUAGGCCUAGAUACUCCAGAUAACAUGAACAAUAAUAUGAAGGUAGGCGUAAGUGAGACAACUCAGCAUCCUGGAAAGAGGUCUCCUGAUCCGUUGUCCAAUGGUUGCCACUCACGUGUUUCAAGGGAGAUCAUACAGGACUCUCAAAAGGCUGUUGUGGGAGCAUCGAAAGGAAUGCAGACAGAGAGCUGUAAUUCUGUUUCGUCUUCUGUGUCAAUUGAAAGAUUUGAACUUUGUGAUGAUGCGGCAAUUCCUGUUAAUCACUUCACAGAACAGAGACUUCCUGAUGGUGAGCAAUCCAGCCAAAGUGAAAGCCCAGAAUCAUGUCCAGCCAGCUGCUCAAUCGGUUCCUCUUUACACCUAGAGAUGCCUGAAGUUGUGUCCAGGGAAAACCAUGGACAUGGCAAUAAAUCUAUAUCAUGCUCAGUUGAGACCUCUGAGGUGCACCAAGAUGUUCAGAAUAAGAAUGCAGGUACCGGUAACGGGAGCAUGAACUCAGGUGUAUCUUCAGAUGUACCAUACCAAAGUCUGGACGAAAUAGUUGUUUGUAAGGAUGAUGCACCAACAAGUAGGCCUAGUAGUAGGUCUGACAUUGUGUUCCAGUCAAACCUAGCUUCUACAUCCAGUGGUGAUGACAAAUUUACUGUGAAGGAACUUCUAUCAUCAGUAACUGAGACUACCUCUCCCACAGUCCCUUAUGCUCCGUCUGGCCAAAAGAAUUUGCUGUCAGAGAGGGGAAUCGUUUUGCAAAAUCCAACAGUAGAAAAACCAGUUGCUGCCCAUCUCUCACCGGUUUUUGAUGAUGUCAUACAUGUUAUACGACACAGUAGUUUCCGAGUUGGGAGUGAACAGCCAGUAAUAGACGCAGCGGAGAAAAAUGUGGAUGUUGGGAAGCUGAUAACUGUAGUAAGGGACGAGCUGGAGAUUAAAAAUCUAGCCACCCCUGGACCUCUGAUAUCACCUAGUUGCUCUGAAACCAUGACUCUGAAAUCAAAUGUUUCUGAUAAUCCUGGUAUUAAAGAAGCAGAGGUGAGCAACCCCACAUCCUUGAUUCCGAAAUUUAAUUCUUCAGAGCCAGCGAAACCUAGUUCUCCUCCGAAACAGGAGGAAAACCCAACAAAGGAAACUUUAGACGUCAACUCUUGCAGGCAGAGGGCAGAGGCGCUUGAAGGGCUAUUAGAAUUGUCUGCUGACUUGCUUCAGCAAAAUAGACUGGAAGAGCUCGGGGUUGUUUUGAAACCUUUUGGAAAAGAUAAAGUCUCCCCAAGGGAGACAGCUAUCUGGUUGGCAAAAAGUCUUAAAGGAAUGAUGCUUGAGGAUUCUGGACGGAGUUCGUGA
Molecule: messenger RNA, 3411 nt
Organism: Ilex paraguariensis (yerba mate)
Lineage: Eukaryota; Viridiplantae; Streptophyta; Magnoliopsida; Aquifoliales; Aquifoliaceae
Source: the annotation of a GenBank genome assembly